AUGGCCCUCGCCGGUUUACUGAGCUUUGUCGAGAGCCUCGACCCGCGCGGUGAGCUGCUAGGACUCUCCUACAGCCUGACAAACAACGUCCAGCUCGGCUACGGCGACGGCGUAUCCAGCGCCUUUCAGUUCAUCCCGUAUGGGACGUGGGAGAAUUACGACCAGCCCCAGGACCAGAUCCCGAGCGUCCUGGAGCAGGCGUUUGCCGAGACCAUUGUCCAGGGCCACCGGAUCAACGGGCAGCCGGACACGCAGUACUCCUUUAUAGACAUCCUGCAGCUCCAGCAGCCCUACCCGCUCUUCUUCACCGAGCCGCUGCUCGAGGGUCCGGACCAGGGAAAGAGUCUGGUCGAGGUGCUGGCCGACACGGUCAACUCGAUAGACCCGGACGUCACGCCGGUGAUUCGAUACAUUGUCGGGAACCCGACCCCUCCGCCUACUGGACCGUCGCCCGCCGAGUAUGUGGAGGCGUUUUGGCCGCAGGCAAGCAACGAGUCGAUCUUUACGCAUCCAAAGGCCGUCUUGUACGUUGGGUCCUUCAACCCAGAUAUCGAACUGGCCCAGGAUCUCGGGCAGGUGGUAGACCGUUGGAUCAAGGCACUGGUCUCCAACGUAGGAGGCGGAGCACUUAUAUCCAAAGUAAUAACGAGCGUGGCCAACGCCAUAAUCGGCAGUUCAGUCGGAGGACUCAUUCCACCGGUUACGUGGAACCACGCCAAGAUCGUCGCGGUGAACGGGAGGGCGCUUCUCACCGGGGGCGGAAACUACUUUGAUCUGUACGCAUCCGGGCAAGACAGCCUGAUCGACAGUGACAUAACAAUCCUCGGGGAUGCUGCCGUCAGUGGGCACCGCUAUGCAGACUAUCUUUGGAAAUAUCUAAACAGCAACCACCUCGGCUACGACAACGCCUCGCAGGCGUGGUCGACGCUCCUCGCCGACCCCGCCCCCCGGCACGGCAUCCCCCUGGCCCGGCAGCCGGCACCCAUGUUCCCCGCCGCCACGCCCCGGCUCAAGGGCGACGUGCCGGUGCUGGCCAUGAGCAAGAUUGGCAACUUCAACCCGGCGGGGGCCAUCGAGUACCCGGCGCAGGUCAUCACGGCCAUCAGGGACGUGUUCUACCAGCUCGUGUGGGCCAAGACGCCCUCGUGGCUGCCGCUCGUGGCCGAGCUGACCAGCGACGCCAGGCUCGACUCGGCCUUUGAGGACGUCGGCGUCAACCCCGCGACCUGGGCCAGUCGGGCCGCGCGCGCGCAGGCCGUCUCGCAGGCUCAGGACUAUGUCAUUCUCUCGCAGGCCAUGCUGGUCAACUGGGUCAUGGUUCCGGAGACGGCUUGGCAGAAGCUUGUGGCAAAGAUCAACGACGAUAUGAAUAUCGGCUGGGACGGGAAGAUUUGGCCGUUCGACCUCCUCAUCUCCAUAGCACAAGCCAUCAUCAACAUCGAGCAGAACCACAAAGACGACCCGGACCCCACCAAAGCCGUCUUCAUCAUGGUCAGCCUGCUGGCCAGCCCCACCGACCCUGCGCCGCAGGGCUACCAGGACACGACGACCAUCGCCGACCUCACGAGCCGCGUCGCCGCGAUACUCAAAAGCGUCGGGAACCUCUCAAAGGACGAGGCAUCCGACAUGAUGGCGCGGCGGUUCCACGUCAAGCGCAGCGUGCUCAACCCGCCGGCGGGGUCGGGCGGGUCGGCGGCCGUCAAGAAGCUGCACACCAAGGUCGUCGACGUGGACGGCAAGCUGAUGUACACGGGGUCCGACAAUGCCUACCCGCAGUGGAACGAGCAGUUUGGGGUGUGGAUCGAGGACGUGGACGGGAUCAAGGCUUGGGAGGAUGGAUUCUUUUGGGGAUUCUGGGAGCGGGCUGUCAAUUCCGUCAUGUAA
Messenger RNA from Pyricularia oryzae 70-15, 1884 nucleotides. RefSeq lists its product as uncharacterized. The transcript is spliced from 4 exons. The record is from RefSeq and is a predicted model, not a curated record. Lineage: Eukaryota; Fungi; Ascomycota; Sordariomycetes; Magnaporthales; Pyriculariaceae. Bases 1 to 1884 code for a protein of 627 amino acids.